AAUUCAUUCACAAUAAAUAAUCUGGAUAUAUUAACAAGAAAAUUCGACCAAAAAAAAAAAUACGAAAAACUAUGUAAAUAUAAUUAAAAAAUUGGCUAAAUCAAAAUAAAAGUAUAAAAUGUCGAAUUCAGCUACGGAUGUAUCCCUUUUCGGUUGGGAUUUAACAUUAAAUUCAGUAAAAAAUGAUAUUAAAACGAAGGAAGAUAUGUUAGCGGUAAUUACGCAUUGGUGUUUAAUCAAAGCGGGAUUCCGAUGUGUUGGUGUUGGAGAAUCUAUGGAAGAAUGUGAAAGUGAUUCACCGAGUGAAAUAUUACCAGAGGGUUGGAAUUUCACCGAUAAUCAUGCAUUACGUUAUACUUACAACAAUAAGCUGUAUAAUCUGGCUAUAAACAAGAGUGGUACCGACAUAGUAUUUAUAAAUAUUAUCCAUAAAGGACAAAAUUUUGCUUUGGAUGUUAAAUUGGAUGAUGUUAUCAAAAAUCUCAGUGGGCCUAUGAGUCAAAUUGUUCCAAAUUAUAAGGAGUUUUUAGGCAGAUUUCAAACAAAUUUGAUUAAUCCAAUGGUACAAGGAAAGGGCGCUGCUUCAUGUUCAACUGAUAAAACAGAAGUCCGCAGUGAAAAAUCAUGCGAUACUGUUUAUAAUCAACAAGUUCCUCCACGUCGGCCAGUUCCACCGCCUGAAAUGUAUCCAACACCAUUGUAUCCAGCGAAUGAGGGUUGGCGAGAUCCGUUAGCUGAUCCUAGACAGGUUGGACGUGCCGAUUUGGAUCCGUUUCAUCAAGGAGGUGGAAUGUUAUUUGCUCCACCACCAGAUCGUCCAGGCUUACCUAGAGGAGCAGUACCGCCUGGUGCUAGAUUCGAUCCAUUUCGGCCUGAUGGCUUAAAUCCAGAUCCAACUCCAGGACCACGUAGACCACCCGGAACUGAUCACUUUCCACCACCAGGCUAUGACGAUAUGUUUAUGUAAUAUGGAUUAAGCAAAAUAUUGUAAAGAGAUUAAAAUUUCAUUAUUUUUUACUGGAAAAUUCGU
Messenger RNA from Chrysoperla carnea, 1030 nucleotides. It is a transcript of the gene PI31, whose product is annotated as proteasome inhibitor PI31 subunit. Gene Ontology annotation, biological process: proteasome-mediated ubiquitin-dependent protein catabolic process. The coding region runs from base 119 to 967 and encodes 282 amino acids. The record is from RefSeq and is a predicted model, not a curated record. Lineage: Eukaryota; Metazoa; Arthropoda; Insecta; Neuroptera; Chrysopidae. The transcript is spliced from 2 exons. Gene Ontology annotation, molecular function: proteasome binding; endopeptidase inhibitor activity.